Molecule: messenger RNA, 1594 nt
Organism: Melanaphis sacchari
Lineage: Eukaryota; Metazoa; Arthropoda; Insecta; Hemiptera; Aphididae
Product: monocarboxylate transporter 5-like
Exons: 5
Coding region: 300-1010 (236 amino acids)
Biological process (GO): monocarboxylic acid transport; transmembrane transport
Molecular function (GO): monocarboxylic acid transmembrane transporter activity
Source: RefSeq, a predicted model, not a curated record
AAAGAAUCUCACAAUCUUCGUACCGUCUGGGUUUUCAACAUUGUUGAAAAUCGCCGCUCUAGUGUAACUAUUUUAAUAAUUUUUUAAAUCGUAUUUUUAAAUUUAUGUCGCGUGAGCGCUAAUCUCCUUUUUUAUUGUGUUAAGUAUAAAUGUGCGCUAAUUGCCGCUUGAUUCUUAUAUUUACGUGUAUCGUGUAUUUUUUUAAUAUUAUAGCAAUAGCUAUAUAAUAGCUGACCAUACUGCACUUCACAAAAUUAACCAUAUCGCAGUCAACUAAUGCCGGUGCUUAUGCCGCCGAUAUGACCAAUGCAAUCAUAGAUAAUGACCAGUUUUCAGACGGAAUCUGUUGUUCUGCCGACGCCAAAAAUACAAUAAAGCAAAUGUUGGAUUUCUCACUGCUUAAAGAUCCCAUCUUCAUAUUGUACACAAUUUCAAACUUCUUGACGAGCAUUGGCUUCAACAUACCGUACUUGUACUUAGUGCCUCAAGCCACCUCAAUGGGUAUAGCAUCAAAACAUUCAAGUUAUUUGUUAGCAUUAUUGGGCAUCGCCAACACAUUGGGUAGGAUUAUACUCGGAUUUAUAUCAGACAAACCUUGGAUAAAUAGGCUCAUGGUGUACAAUCUGUGUUUGACAGUUUGUGGUGUAGCUACAAUGUUAAGCACAUACUGUACGGACAUACUCUCGUUAUCUAUGUACACAAUCGUUUUUGGAUCCACAAUCGGUGCCUACGUGGGUUUGACGUCAGUGAUCUUGGUGGACUUGUUGGGUCUAGACAAAUUGACAAACGCUUUUGGAAUCCUGUUGCUGUUCCAAGGCAUCGCCUCACUCGUCGGACCACCCAUAGCUGGGUGGCUGUUUGACAUAAUGGGCUCGUACAAUCCGGGUUUCUACCUUUCGGGAUCGAACAUCGCCGUCAGUGGUUUAAUGCUGUUCACCAUACCGUACAUGCAGCGACGACUCGAACGGAAGGAACUGGAGAAAAUGACUGCAGUAGUAAAUAAUAAUUAACGCGUAAUGACAGACACACAAUGUACUCCUAUACGAAUUGUUAUAAAUGUUACGUUAAAUGGGAAAAUUUAAAAGAAAAAAAGCCAUCGGCAAAAAUCAAAUCUAUAUUAUAGUUAGUAUUAUAUGUGUUAUAGCAUGCCCCCAGGACUGUAACACGCAGAGGGCAUUUAUAUUUUGUAUUUUCAUUAUUUAUUAUACAUUUUUUUCUUUGCCCCGCUGGGAGAUUCCGUUGCCGCGUUCUUCCUGUUUGGAUUUUUGCUCAAAAUAUAUUAUAUAUAAUUAAAUUUAAUAUUAUAGAUAUGAUUUCGUCGUUUUUAGUUUUAACUGUGAAUUUAUGUUCCCGGCGAGCAGGCACGUCGCGCGAUGCACGCAAAUAUAAUACAUAUAUACUUAAGUUUUUUUUCCUGUGUUUUAUUUAAUUUUUAGGCAUUCGUUUUGUGAAUUACAUAAUAUGAAUUUUUCGAUUCCUUUUGUCACUGAUUUGUCAACAUAUUGAUUUUUUGCAUUUACUAAAUAUCAAUUGAAACAUCAUUAAUUCAUCAAUUAUAUAUAUAUAAAUAUAUAUGUUUAAACGUGUAUUUUUC